This is a messenger RNA of Nematocida ausubeli, 450 nucleotides long. RefSeq lists its product as uncharacterized. The record is from RefSeq and is a predicted model, not a curated record. Bases 1 to 450 code for a protein of 149 amino acids. The transcript has a single exon. Lineage: Eukaryota; Fungi; Microsporidia.
AUGAAAAGAGAAACAGCCGCUGCAGAACAGAAUAGUAGCCAGAGUGAAUUAAAUCGAUUACUCCAGGAUGACUCCUUAAGGACCACAAAGCACAGAUCUUCUGCUGUACAUGAAGGCUACAUAAAUGAAGGAUUUGAAUACAGUGGAAUAAAUGAGAGAGAGAAUGAUAUAACACUUGAGAUGGGCUGCGUAAAUGAAAAGAAUACAUUACUAGAGGAGGAAGAGAAAAAGAGAAAAGAAUAUAUCCCAAGCAAUGGAAGUUGCAUUAAAAAGAGGGUAUUAAAUAUAGCAUAUAAAACUGUCCCAGCAGUACUUGUCUUCUCAAUGGUGUAUCUGGCUGAAAAGACUAGAAAUAAUCUGUCUGCUUGCUCCAAACAAAUAGAAACGACCAUGUCAUCAAUCCAAAAAAAGACGCAUUCUGAACAGGAUGCUUCAAAAAUGCACGAAUAA